Macrosteles quadrilineatus (aster leafhopper) is the source of this 638-nucleotide messenger RNA. RefSeq lists its product as uncharacterized. Bases 82 to 501 code for a protein of 139 amino acids. The transcript has 3 exons. NCBI's taxonomy places the organism in Eukaryota, Metazoa, Arthropoda, Insecta, Hemiptera, Cicadellidae. The record is from RefSeq and is a predicted model, not a curated record.
AACAAACAAACAGUACAUUGUUUGACUUAAAUUACAUCUCAAAACUCAAUAAACUGGUGACAGUAGUGAAAUUUUAGUAAAAUGUCAAAUAUACCUCCCGAACUCCAAAGAAAUGAAAAGCCUAUUCCGAAAGAAGCAAUGAAAUUCUUAAAGUUGUCGCCAUCAGUGAAAGUGAUGUCUCUGAAGAAAAGCAGCACAACUUCUUGUAGAGUGAGACCUUCUCAGGCAGGAUUGAACAACGACCCUCUGGCCGGGGGCAGUGAGGAACCUCCGAUUAGAAUGAGACAGUUGCACAAGGAUAGAAAGAUGAUAUCCGUGUUAUCAGCCAAAUCUGGUAAAGAGGCCAGGAGACAGUUUAUAGAGAGAAGUGACAGUGAGAUUGGUGAAAGACAAAAUUCUUGGAAGGAUGAGGACAAUGUUGACAUGAAAUCUGGUGCUAAAGAGAAACCAAAACACUGGUAUGGGCGGUGGAUGGAUGCUCUUCUUUCAGCAGUAAAAUGAGAAGAAAAAUGAUUCCGAUGAAAAAUAAAGCCAAGUACAGUAUCACAAGAUUUCAUAUUUCACCAUCAUGUGUAAUUAUCAGAUUAAGCUGUGUAUAUUCAAUGGUAUUAAAUUUGUAACCAUACAUUGUCAUGUUA